AUGUUCAAGCAAGUUGUCUACUUAGGAUUAUUGGCGAGCGCAGCGGCGCAAUCUAACGGAACAAUUGACCUCACGGAGCCAGAGGCAGGAAGAUGGGGUGGCAAUAAUGGUAAGACACCCACGCAGCACUACAACGACUUCGACCAUGAAGUCUUUCACAACCGCACCUACACCCCACAGCCCAUUAGGUAUGAAAUGGGAGAAGUAUAUACGGUGAAAGAGAACGCGGACUUAGAUAGAAUGUCUCCAGAUACACUCGCACCGCCCACCGUCGAUUUCGGCAGCAUUGAAAAUCCAAGAUGGCACAUGUCUGACUCGUACAACCGCCUGGCUAUUGGGGGGUAUGCAAGACAACAAACAGUCAGGGACCUACCUAUUAGCAAGGAUAUUGCCGGUGUAGAUAUGCGCUUAUCACCACAUGCUUUUAGAGAGUCCCAUUGGCACACACAGGCCGAAUGGUCGUAUAUUUUUUCAGGACGAGUUAUCAUCUCAGCCAUUAUGCCAGAUGGAAAGACCUUCAUGAGCGAGCUGGGACCAGGCGACGUUUGGUUCUUCCCUCCAUCCACCAUACACUCCAUCCAAGCUCUUGACGAAGGCGCCGAGUUCCUACUCAUCUUCGACAGCGGAGCAUUCGACGAGAACGAUACCUUUUUAGCUGCGGAGGCACUAUCACGCAUCCCUAAAUCUGUGAUCAAUAAAAAUUUCGGUUUGAGCAAGAAUGCAACUGAUUUCGACAAUAUUCCGGCAGAGCAGCUCUACAUUUUCAGAGGAGAAGCACCUGUACCAUCUUUCAAGGAGCAGAAAGCGUCGAUCAACAACCCCUUUGGCAUGCUCGAAGACCACACUCUCGCGCUCAAAUUCUCUGAGACACCAUGGGAAGAGCAUGACGGCGGCAAGGUGAAGAUCGCAGACAGUAAAAUUUUCAACGCGCCCAAUCUCGACAUUUCAGUUGCGCAUCUGUCACUUGAAAGCAACAGUCUGAGGACACUGCACUGGCAUGAGACUUCCGAGUGGGAUUUUGUCUUAAAGGGCACACUUAGGGUGACCAUCUACGCCGGCAACGGUAACAGCCGUACAUACGACAUCAACUCUCUCGACGUGCUCUAUGUGGAGGCGAACAACCUUCACUAUCUUGAAUGUGUUAGCCCAGAGCCAUGCGAGUUCCUCGCUGCUUUCAAGAUCGACACGUACAACGACUUUGAAUACGGUCAAUUCCUCAGCGCCGCUCCUCGUUACACCGUCAAGCAGCAUCUCAGAAUCAGUGAUGAGACACUAGACAAAGUCCAGGGCAGUGUUGCUAACAAACAGAUUAUCAUGCCUGACAACUGUUAA
Messenger RNA from Wallemia ichthyophaga EXF-994, 1332 nucleotides. RefSeq names its product Oxalate decarboxylase oxdC. Bases 1 to 1332 code for a protein of 443 amino acids. Gene Ontology annotation, biological process: oxalate metabolic process. Lineage: Eukaryota; Fungi; Basidiomycota; Wallemiomycetes; Wallemiales; Wallemiaceae. The transcript is spliced from 3 exons. The record is from RefSeq and is a predicted model, not a curated record.